AUGGCUAUGGUACCGCACUCCCAAACAGACCUCGUCUAUCUCCCGGACCACGGAUUCGUAGGCGAAGAAGGCGCCCUCCGGAUCCUGCCCCAGAUCACCCGCCAGAUACACCGCAUAAACGUCUCCCGUAACCCCCUCGGCCUCGCCGGCAUAACCAUCCUGUUCAAAGGCCUCACCACUCUGCGCGCGCGCCACUCCUCCCCAGAGCUCGGGCUCGGCAUUUGGGGGCUGAAAGAGAUCAACUUUGCCACUACGGACGCAGAGGAUGAAGCGUUAGACUGUGUGCUGAGCUAUGCGAAGAAAGAUGGGUUCCUGCGGGCGGUGUAUAUGCAAGGGAACGAGAUCAGGUUGGAGAAGGCGGUGGAGAGUAUAGCGCUGUCUAUCAACAUGUCCAGGUUGGAUAUGCUGAGCCUGACAAACAAUACCAAUAUCAGCACUGAGGGAUUGACAAAGCUGCUCAGGCUACUGGACUCGCCCCAUCUGCGCGAGCUCCAUCUGGCAGCUUGUCGCCUUCCUCCAUCUAUGGCCCCCAUACUGGCCGACUUUAUCGGCUCGCCUCGUUCUCGGAAUAUCACCCACUUGCUGCUACAUGGCAACCAACUCGGCGGCGCGGGUGUCACCCAGAUAAUCGAUGCUAUAGAGGAAAGCAACUUUUCUCUUAUCGAAGCUGGCUUGCUGGCCAAUGCCUCACCACCCUCCGACGCUCCAGAUCAGGCGGUCAAGACAAAAGACGAGGCCAACGUGCUGGAGCACCAAGUGCAUGUCCGCCUGCCAGAGAUCCUGAAGCGCAAUCGGCUUUUGACAAAGAGGGUACGGAGCGCGGCUUCUCGUAUGAUUGCUCCGGCUAGAAUCAUCCUGAAUGCUCGCCCGCUCUCCGACGCCGAAACAGCGCGAAACGUCGUCUCUGCAUUCUCAGCUCCGAAUCCCGAAGCUUAUAACGCUUUCCGCCUUCUCGACCUGCCAGAAGAUGUCAUACAAGAUGUCGUCCGGCAUACGUCUGGUGACCCGGGGGCAUUGAGUCAAGCGCAAUAUACGCGGCUGAGGCUAGAGGCGAGCGAUAAGAAGGCGCUCAAGACUGCGGCCGAGGCGAGAAACCGGAUGCUGAGGGGGAAGAGCGUAUAUGACGAGAAGGGCGCGCUGGAGCAAGAACAAGUGAGGGCCGAGUGGCUAAAGAAAGGUAGAUGGGACAAGUGGGAGCAAGAUUGA
Cryptococcus amylolentus CBS 6039 is the source of this 1206-nucleotide messenger RNA. RefSeq lists its product as hypothetical. The record is from RefSeq and is a predicted model, not a curated record. The transcript is spliced from 2 exons. The coding region runs from base 1 to 1206 and encodes 401 amino acids. NCBI's taxonomy places the organism in Eukaryota, Fungi, Basidiomycota, Tremellomycetes, Tremellales, Cryptococcaceae.